AUGCAAGAUAAGCAACACUCGCCAUCAAUAAUAAAUGAUGGUUCUUCAUUACUUGAUGAUGAUGCAUGUGAUUAUCAAGAGUAUCAUGAUGAUGAACAUGACGACACAAAAACAGCUAUUGAUAUUGAAUAUUGUUUUCUUGAUCGAUUUCCACCACUCUAUAAUGGCAGCAGAGCAUUUAGCAUGAAGUCGAUGAAGUUGUUAAUGGACUUUCUAAUAUCUGAUGUAUGUUUAAAUAAACAAAAUAUUUUAUGUUUAUUAAAAUUGAUUAAAUUUCUAUUAUCAGAGCUCGAUACAUUACCUACAACUUUGAAAUCUAUCAUAAAAUUAUUUGAACGUACAAAUUUGUCAUCUACAACAUUCUUAUAUUUAUUGUGUCAUGAAUAA
This is a messenger RNA of Rotaria sordida, 387 nucleotides long. The record is from the annotation of a GenBank genome assembly. Lineage: Eukaryota; Metazoa; Rotifera; Eurotatoria; Philodinida; Philodinidae.